Molecule: messenger RNA, 4118 nt
Organism: Heterotrigona itama
Lineage: Eukaryota; Metazoa; Arthropoda; Insecta; Hymenoptera; Apidae
Source: the annotation of a GenBank genome assembly
AUGACGACGACGACGACGAUGACAACGAACACGAUCACGAUCACGAUCACGAUGUGGACCACAAUACCGUUGAUGAUGAUUUGCCAGAAGACGAGGAUGAACGAAUCAAACACGAUCAAAGAAAAUGAUUUUCCGGUUAUCAUGAAGCCUCCGUCUUUUUCGUAUCUGACGCCUGGUGGGCACGUGAUGUACCUGCCGGAAAUGAACGAAACGAAACAUCGUGCGCAAAAUUUGAGGGGUAAAAAAGCUGGUGCUACCGAGGAACAGAGCGGCUGUCUCGUUGAAAUUACGCCUUUCCGAUUAAGAACGUCGAAGAAUGCCAAACGAAAUGGCAAUGGUGACGACAAUGAAGAGCGAACUGAACAGGCGAACGAUCGCGAAGAAGAAGAAGAAGACGAGGAGGACGACGAGGAGGAAAGGGAAGAAGAAGCAGAGGAGGACGAUGACGAGCACGAGGACGAAGAAGAGAAUAAAGUUGGCAACGUAUCGAAACGACGAUGCAAAAGUUCGAAAAAUCGCAUCAACGACUCCAGAGACGUUAACCAGUUUUCGACUUGUGCCGAAUCGCGCGAGAAUGUCAGCCAGCCGAAGCAAAGGAGAAUGUUCUCGCCUUCUUCGAACGACGAGCGAGGGCCCGCGAACCCAUGGAAUUCCAAGCAUCCUUCCAGCUUCGAUGCGACCGACGGGGCGAAACCACAACGGAAGAAUAAUUCAAGGAGCAGAAGGUUCACCUUCCAGUCAACAGUCAGACAGAUAGAGAGACGCCGAUUAGCUGAAAAACUAUCGAGGGAAGUUGAAGCGAAGGAACGCCAAAGGAAGGGUGAGCUCGAGGCGAUGCGCAAAGUGGAGGAGGAGUUCCAGCGAAAACGUGCCAAAGAGAAGGCGAAUAUCAGGCAACAGUUGCGUCUUUUCAAAGAAAUGGAGGAGAAUUUCAAUAGUUUGCCGACUACCGACUGGGAUGGUUCGCAGUUGUCCCGCGCUGAUCCGGAUGGUGCACCCUCAUCUACAGCGUCAUCACCGACUUCGUUGCCGAUCGGCAAUUCGUCCACGAUCACGCCCAGCAAACGUGACUCGGAUUCCACGAAACAGCCUCGCGCCGAGCGGAAAGGGUAUCGGCCGAAGUAUUACGAUUGGUCACCGGAAACUUCCAAUCAUUUGGACAAUCACAGACAAACCACCGUUCAUCCAAAGGUCGUUUGCGACAUUCCGAAAAGUUCGCCAGUUUUCGUCGACGCGAACGUUCAUCCUAACAAGCCACCGGUUACGAAAGAUUUCGCGCACGGUACUGUGGCAACCAAAACUUCUUUCGCGAGUAGCGACAGCGAACUCUCGCAACCGAACACCAGGCCACAUUCCAGGCAGAAUGGAAUCAAGAGCAAACCUCUUCGACCUAGAACGAAGACAAACAGCGAACGAACGUUGAGCAGGUCCGGUAGUCCAGUGCGAAGCGUGGGCGCAGCAACAUCCGAGGAAGAUUUGUCGCUACCGGUAGAACCAACGAAACGUCCAAGGAAUCCCACCCACGAUUUUAUACUAAGCGGAGUACAACCGUUUACGAAACAGAAAACAUAUAGGCCGAUUUCUUUCAAUCCUCAUUCACCUCCACUCAUUCCCAAUAAUUUUAUCGAUGAUUUGGAACAAUAAUCGUCUUGGCGCUGCUUAUUACAAUGUCCUCACGUCUGAAUUAUUCAUUUUGGAAGAUACGAUGGAUGACGUCGAACAUUUCGACGUAACGAAAGCUCUGUACAAGCAAUGCUUGCCGCAUUACGUGCUUGUGAAUGCCUCUGCGCCCAGUGCUUUUAUGAAUGCUGUGAAAAAGAUGUUAAUGCCGGAAACGUCGGACGACGGGUCGAAUUCUUGCGAUUCACUGCGCAAUGCCGUUUUGAAAGCAACCUGCAAGAAAGAGUACAACUACGAACGAUGCUGUCACAGGGUGAAAUGCCUUCGACUCGAAUUUGAACCAAAGAACGCCAGUAACACGGACAGGCUGACCUUUUUGAACAGCAUACUCAAUUUUAAGUGCUGUGUGAUGAUACACGCGUUGGGCUCGCUGUUGCUGUUCGUCGACAAACACUGGAAUAAUAUCGCGCUGGAUCCAUCCGGGAAACCUUCCUUCGUGUCGCUUAAUUACCUGAACCUCCAAGAUUUAGUGAUGGUGGACGAAGAUACCUACAAAGCGCUGAAUAUCGUUCAAGCCAGGGAUCAUCCAAGUCUUUUUAAAUUUGGCAAAAUGGUCACAACGAUGAAAGGAGUCAGCCUAUUCUCGCUACUGAAUCGUUAUUGUCAUUCCAGACCGGGGGUACAGUUUCUAUGGAAAACGCUGCAUCAUCCGACGCGAAACAUUGCAUUACUAGAACAACGAUUAAACGCGAUUGAAUUUUUCCUGAAUUCGAGUAACGAAAGCGUAAUCGAAAAUUUAUCGUCCUGCUUAAGACACGUAUAUCGUUUGACCAAUACGGUACUCGCUUGUUGUUCCGGGCCAGAUGCGAAACCAUCCAAUUGGUAUAAAUUGCACAAGACUAUUUCAAAUGUAAUUUGUAUCGCGGACAUAUGCGAAGAAUACGCGGGAAACAUAGAAUUAUUCAAGCAAAUAGCCGAAAGCAUAACGACCGAAAUGCAAUACAUCAAAUACUUUAUCGAAUAUAUAGUGGAUUUUAAUGAGAGCAGACGGGAAAAGAAGCUUGUGGUUAAAGCGAACGUGGAUCCAUUGCUGGAUGAACUAAAUCACGUGCGACGCACUUUGCCCGAACUGCUAACGCAAAUGGCAGAGAAAGAUAUGCGAGAGCAUCUUCCGUCUUGCGUUGCUGGUUGCAACAUGCUAUAUUUGCCAAACAUUGGCUACGUAUUAGCGAUAAACAAAUGGAAUCCGACUCCACCAACGGAAGACGUAAUUUUCCCGAAUUUAGAAUUUAAAUUCAGUAUCAAUCAAGUCCAUUACUAUAAAAGUUCAUCGGCGAAAGAAUUAGACGAAACUGUGGGCGACAUCAUAUUGAAGAUAGCUGUUCGACAAAAUCAUAUUGUACAGAAAUUAAUACGAUACAUGAAAAAGCACACAGGAACAAUCUUACGCACGAUUCGGCUCUGCGCCGAAUUGGACACCUUGCUGGUAUUUUAUAAAGUGGCGCGAGAUUACAAUUACAUCAGACCGAAUAUAACCCAAUCAAAGAUCAUAGACGUGAUUGAAGGACGACAUCCACUGAUGGAAUGUGUGACAACGUUCGUUUCGAACGAUAUACGUUCAGGAAAUGGCGAAAGCUUGAUCAAAGUUCUAACAGGGCCAAAUUCUUGCGGCAAAAGCGUAUAUUUGAAACAGAUUGGACUUAUAGUAUUCAUGGCUCACAUAGGUUGUUACGUUCCUGCAAAAACAGCGACGAUAGGAACGGUAUCUCGGAUAUUAACUCAAAUGUCGAACACGGAAAGCAUCGGUCUGAACGCGAGUUCGUUUCUACAGAAUCUUCGGCAGAUAAACGUAGCUCUACGCGCAUCCGUGCCAGAUUCUAUCGUAAUAUCGGAUGAAUUGGAUAGGGGAACAUGCGAAAUUAGUGGAUUGUCGCUAGUCGCUGCCGUUCUGAACACAUUCGCUGAAAGAGGCUCGAACUGUCCUCACGUGUUUCUUGCGACGCACGCUUAUAGCGUACUCACGUUACUCCCUCAAAUUCCUCUAAUUGAAAUUCAGACAUUCGAAUACGCGUUCGACCAAGAUGAAUCACUGGCGUUUUUCUAUCGAUUGACAAACGGAAGUACAACACGUAGUUUCGCACAUUACGUAGCGAGAAUCGCGGAAUUGGACGAAGAUGUGGUUAAACGAGGAUUGGAGGUAAUAAUUAGAUUAUUAGUAUACAAAACGUUCGGUAACGUACUUGUAAUUCGGUCGAUUAUAGAUAUUUCAGAAGAUGAAACAACAUGAAUUACCAUCUAGUAUUUAUUCUCAUGUCAACAGGUAAACUAAUUCUUGUGCAUAAAUCGUAAAAUUUUCAACGACAGAACGCGAAGAAUUGCAUUCGAAAUAUUUUGCUUUUUUCAGAAUGAAACGUAUUGCAGAUCGAUUUGAAACAGGCGACAAUGUGGAUUUAAAGGAAUUAAAGACAUUAGUUCGACAGGCUGUGUUCCCGGAAUAA